CCGUCAUUCUUAGCGGCGUGAGUCAAAUUACGUGGCAGAGAGAGAUGGAGUUGCUCGGCUUGGUCGUCUUGUCUUUGUUACUGGGCGCUCUGGUGAGCCUGGUCGCUUUUACCGUGGGGAAGCGGAAAGAAGAACUACGAGAAGAAGCCGUGCAGACGAGCAGUCGUGCCGCUGAAGGCGUCACGACAAAGGAACCCGCAGCAAAGAAACUCAAGCAGCAGCGCAGCCGCAAAGACAAAUUGGCACAACAUAACUUCAGCCAUCCCCUGUUGGCCUCUACGCUGAAAGGCCACAUCGGGAAUGUGACCUGCCUGGAUUUCAGCAGCAACGGCAAAUACUUGGCGUCGUGCGCCGACGACCGCACCGUGCGAAUAUGGAGCACCAAAGACUUCCAGGAGCGAGAGCACAAAUGUCAGAGGGCCAACGUGGAGCUGGACCACGCCAUGCUGGUGCGCUUCAGCCCAGACUCCAGGGCCUUCAUUGCCUGGCUGGCUAACAGUGACACAAUGCGCGUCUUCAAAAUGAGCAAAAAGGCAGACGGGACCACAAGCUUCAAGGUGAGCCCCGACGACUUCCCGGCCAAACACAAGGGCAGCAUCCUCAACAUGGCCAUCGCGGAGACCGGCAAGUUCAUCAUGAUUGCCACGGCCGACACCACCAUCUACAUUUGGGACCUGAAAGGUGAAAUACUGGCCUCUAUCAACACCAACCAGAUGAGCAAUUCUUACGCUACCAUCUCCCCGUGCGGCAGGUUCGUGGCGUCCUGCGGCUUCACCCCUGAUGUCAAGGUGUGGGAGGUGUGCUUUGCAAAGACGGGCGAGUUUAAGGGGGUGACGCGAGCCUUUGAGCUCAAAGGCCACUGUGCGGGAGUCCACGCGUUUGCCUUCUCCAAUGACUCUCGCAGAAUGGUGACGGUGUCCAAAGACGGGACAUGGAAGUUGUGGAACACGGAUGUGGAGUACAAGAAGCAGCAAGACCCAUACCUGCUCAGAAGCGUUGCCUGUGCCUCGUCCCCUGGCAGCCUAGCGGCACUGUCGCCCGACGGCCGGGUGGUGGCCAUCAGCCACAGCCGCGACGUGGCCCUGUAUGACGCCUCCAGCGGCCAACUGGAGGAGCAGCUGCUCGACGUGCACAGCCUAGAGAUCACGGACCUCCGCUUCGAUGUCACUGGCCGCUUUUUGGCGUGCAGCGGGGACAAGGCCAUCCGAGUGUUCUACAACACCCCUGGCUACCGAGCGGCCAUCGCCGACAUGCGGGAAAUGCUGAGGACAGCGCAGAAUGAAGCCACAAAGCAGAGGCUAAAGCAGCAGAUCAGCGACGCGCAGUGCGCCCUUGACGCCGCCCUGGCCGCUCCUGUCCAGUGAACACGCCUGAACUGAGUGAUCACCUUUUUGUGGAGUUUUAAUUUUAAAAUAAAAAAGGAAUCUUUUUCAGUCAAGAUAAA
Molecule: messenger RNA, 1444 nt
Organism: Syngnathus acus (greater pipefish)
Lineage: Eukaryota; Metazoa; Chordata; Actinopteri; Syngnathiformes; Syngnathidae
Gene: tbl2
Product: transducin beta like 2
Exons: 7
Coding region: 45-1364 (439 amino acids)
Biological process (GO): endoplasmic reticulum unfolded protein response
Cellular component (GO): endoplasmic reticulum
Molecular function (GO): protein binding
Source: RefSeq, a predicted model, not a curated record